Messenger RNA from Tigriopus californicus, 1136 nucleotides. RefSeq names its product furin-like protease 1, isoforms 1/1-X/2. Gene Ontology annotation, molecular function: serine-type endopeptidase activity. Gene Ontology annotation, cellular component: trans-Golgi network; Golgi membrane. Gene Ontology annotation, biological process: protein processing. NCBI's taxonomy places the organism in Eukaryota, Metazoa, Arthropoda, Copepoda, Harpacticoida, Harpacticidae. The record is from RefSeq and is a predicted model, not a curated record.
CAAGCUGUUACACGUGGCCGAGAGGGGAAGGGCACCGUUAUCAUUCAAGCAACCGGUAAUGGGGGCUUAAAGGGCGAUUCUUGCUCAUUCCAAGGUCGUAUCAACCUGCCGUUUGUAAUUGGACUGAACUCUGCUGGCGAGUCGGGAGCGCUUCCAAAGUAUACGGAAAAUUGCACAUCGAUUUUGGCAUCUGCCUAUGGUUCCGGGGACGGCUACCAGAAGGAUCGCCGGAUGACCACAACCCAAGGUGGAGGUGGGUGUACCGACAGAUUCACUGGUACAUCCUCCAGCUCAGCGAUAUCGGGUGGAGUGGCGACCCUGCUUCUGAACGCCAACAAGCGCCUAACUUGGCGGGAUGUGCAGCAUAUUCUGAUCCGUUCAGCUGACCCUUCCCUUUUGGAGACGCAUGCAGAUUGGAAUCAAAAUGGUGUGGGUCGUUGGUAUUCGCGAUCUUUUGGCUACGGUUUGAUAGACGCCGGAAAGAUGGUGACUAUAGCUAGGAAUUGGUCUUUAGUGGGUAAUCAAAUAUCGUGCAUAGUGCAAUCAUCGGAACAACAUGUUCGUAUUCCCAGAGGUGGACAACAUAGUCAUGCCAUUCGGAUGCAUUGUGGCAAUAUGCGGUUCCUGGAGCACGUCAUAGUUGUGCCUAGUGUGCACGCUACGAGAAGAGGGGAUAUUGAUCUUACUCUUAAAUCGCCCAUGGGCACAAUGAGUAAGAUAUUGCGGGGACGAAAGUACGACUACUAUUUCAGAGGGGUUGACGAUUUCCCGUUAAAAUCAGUCGAGUUUUGGGGCGAGGAUUCUAAUGGAACUUGGGAGUUGAUUGUUUCGAGUAACGCUGACCCACAUGUGGGAUUUUCUUCGCCACUAACAUUUCGAUCUUGGAAAUUGGAGUUAUUUGGAACUGCAAACUUAAGGAAUUCCUAAGAAGAAAGAAAAUGUAAUCAAUUCUUAGUGACUCUACUCGGCUUCAAUAUUUUUCGUCAAUGCCCGGCUACGUCUUUAGUGAAAUAUUAUUGCCGUUUGUGAUUUGAACUAUCUUGCAGCCAAGAAGCAUCAUUGAUAAUAUUAUUUCUGAAUAACGGUUUGGAAUUGGCAAUCGCAAUACACAAUAAAGGUAUAGCUCUCUGUUUGUA